Messenger RNA from Trypanosoma theileri, 555 nucleotides. Its product is annotated as receptor-type adenylate cyclase. The annotation marks the transcript as partial. Lineage: Eukaryota; Euglenozoa; Kinetoplastea; Trypanosomatida; Trypanosomatidae. The transcript has a single exon. The record is from RefSeq and is a predicted model, not a curated record.
AUGUUACUAAAAGUGUGGUCUUCCGCUGUAACUAAAGGUCUUCCGUUUGUGAGUGGUCAAGUGAUUACUUCGGGGACGAACCCACUUGCGAAGGACACACAAUACGCUGCUAUCAAGCGUUUCCAUCGUGUAAUGGAAAAGUACCUAAAUGAGAGCGGUCAGACUUUCUUUGAUGAUUCCCAACACUUCCUUAACAAUGACAAUGAUGGUGAGAUGAUGGUUGCUGGGUGGAUAGCUGGAGAGGUGCUCAUGCAAGCAAUGAGCACCCGGGUAUGGUUACAGAACAGGUCCACUUUCGUUGCAUCACUGUUUGACCAGCGCCGGUAUNCUCUCCACACAACCUGUGCCUCAUUUCUCUUUGCAUUCUAUUCCCUUCUCUUUUAUUUUUGUACUCUCCCUGCAGUUUCAAGACACAAGCUAUGCACUUCCACACUCCCAAGGCCACAGGUGUGGCACACUGCNGCAUACCUAAAGAAUAAUGGACAAGGUAUCUUCGAUGAUCCCCAACACUUCCUUAAUAAUGACAAUGAUGGUGAGAUGAUGGUUGCUGGGUGG